AAAUGGCAGCAGUGAAGAGAGCAAGGAAGUUUAAAAUUUGGGUUAUCUGCUAUUCUUUCCGAGAUUUAAUUGCUUGAGGAGGAGAAAAUUCAUACACAAUGGAUGGUGACUUGCUACAACUGCCGAUGGUUGACGGUGAUGAGGCGUGUGAUGUUCCCGAAGAACCACCGGACAUUGAAAGCCAACUGGAUACUUUCCGUGAGAGCUGGCAGAACGAAAUUCAACAACAAGCUAAGGAUCUGAAGUUGAAAGAGGGUACAUCUCGUGUCAGCCCUGAUACUGAAGAACAUGCCAAGGUGUUGUUUCUGAAUGGAAUGCAAGCUGAACAGUCAGGAUCACUCUAUGAAGCAAUAUCAUUCUACAGACGAGCGAUGCAUCUGGUUCCUGAUAUAGAGAUGAGAAUUGAUUACACCAGCCUUUAUCGCCCGACUCGAGUGAGACAAGAAAGUGAGAGCUCUGUUGGCAGUGCUGACUUUGAUGAUUCUGAAGACGACCUAGUUAGCCAUUUGCAAAGGAUAAGAAUACAGAAUGAUGACAGUGCCAUCUGUCUUCCAGAGUACGAGCAAAGGGCAUCCCACAUUUCUUGUUUGCCGAUAGAAGUCCUUAUCCUUGUUUUCAAGUGGACCAUAACUAAUGAUCUCGACAUGAAGUCCCUGGAGAACUUGUCAGAGGUUUGUCGCGGCUUUUACUUGUGUGCUAGAGAUGAAGAAAUAUGGCGACUAAUUUGUUUGAGAUUGUGGGGAGUGAACUGCAGAAAUUGUAAGAAGUUUGGUAGCUGGAGGAUGAUGUACAUUGAAAGACCACACCUACUUUUCCAUGGUCUAAUGCUGAUGCAUACAAGUUCUGAUGAACCUAUGGUAAUGCUGACCAAGCUGAGAUCCAAACAGGCAAGAGAACAGGGACUUCUGAAAGGAUACUAUCGUGUCCUUGGAGACAGGGUUACCGGAGUACUGAAACGUGUAAAAUCAGGCAAGGAAAGUGGUGCUUACAUGAAACAUUCCAGGCACCGGGAGCAAAUGAGAAACAUGCACAGCAAUGAACAGACUUAUCACGUGGAAUUUGAGAUUACUCAUACAGGCAAACGCAAACACUGCCGAUUGAAUUGGCUUCAAUACUCUGUACACAUCAGAUACAAGAUCAACGAGUCUGAGACGGUAUCUGAGUUUGAAUUAAACAACAAGAGUUAUCCCCCUUUGUUGUUCUCUCGAGUGAAAAGCUACAAUGCUAUCUUUGAACCCCUGAAAUAGACAAGAUUUUACUGCUAGAAGAGGAUAAGGAUACACUUUUGCUAGACAACUGGUAUGAUAGAAAUCCUGGUGGAAAAUUUGUUUAUGAAUGCAGGAUGGUGACAUCAAGAAAGCAUUCAGCCAUUGGUCAAGGAACUGUUAACAUCUUGAUGGCUGACUGAGAACUGUUAUGUUAUGUGGUUUUUUUUUAGGAAAAAAAAUAACAUUUCUGCAGUGUUUUUAUUUUAAUGUAUUAUUCUUGCUUCCAUAGGUAUUCAUAAAAGAAUGAACCUACCAUUAUCACUAACUUAUGCAAAUGAUCUAGGAUUGUUACUGAGUGAUUCAGUUUUUGUUGUUAUAAGAAAGCUCUACUUACACAACAACAAUGAAAAUGAAUUUUAUUUUAUUUUGUUUUAUUAGAUGAUGGUGGUCAAUUCAAAUCGCCCUACAUCCGUGGUCCAUCAUCCAUCCGUCCAUAAACAGUUUUUGUUAUCGCUAUUUCUUGAGAAGUACUUGAUGGAUCUUUCUCAAAUUUCAUUUGUAGAUUUCCCUUCAUCCUUAGUUAUGCCCUUUUAGUUUUGGGACUGAUCAGAUAAACAAAAUGGCCGACAGACAGCCAUCUUGAAUUUUUUCAAUGAGGUUUGUUAUUGCUAAAAAAGUAUGAGAUGGAUCUCUCUCAAAUUUCAUAUGUAGGCUCCCCUUGGUCUCUAGUUGUGCAAGUUUGCAAGUUUGUUAUUACUAUGCCUUGAGAAGAACAGCAUUGCCCUUUCUCAAAUUUCAUGUGAAUGUUUCACCUGAUCCCUUAUUGUGACCAUUUGAUUUUGGGUCGCAUCGGAAAAAGAAAACGUCCGACAGGUGGCAAUGUUGGAUUUUGACUUCGAAAGGUUGUUAUGGCAGUUUCUAGAGAACUACAACAUAUAUCGUUUUAAUUUGGUACUGAUCAGAAAAAGAAAAUCGCCUACAGGCAUCCAUCUUGGAUUUUGACUUCGGAAGUCUGUUAUUACUAUUUUUUAAGCAAUAUAGCAUAGAUCUUUCUCAAAUUUUAUGUAUCGGUUCCUCUUUGUCCUGAGUUGUGCUUGUUAAAGUUUGGGACUGAUCAGAAAAACAUAAUGGCUGAUAGGCAGCUAUCUUGGAUUUCGCCUAGUAAAAAUUGUUUACCUACUUAAGGAGUACUGAAUGCAUCAUAUGUAAGUUUCCUUUUGUCUCUACUUGUGCUGGUUGGAUUUUGGGACUGAUCAGAAGAAACAAAAUGGCUUCCAGGUGACCAUUUUGGAUUUGGCAGGUAAAGAUUAUCAUGGCUUUUUCUGAAAAGGAAUGUUCAAAGUUCCUGUCAUGAAGAGCAAAUACAGAGAAGAGAAAAGAAAAAAGGGAGUAGCUCCAACUUUCAAACAGCAGUGGGCGCCAAGGUCCUUUUGGGAUUGCUUGUUUGAAAUAUCACAUUCAGCGGGGAAAAAAAUGCUUUUUACUUUUUAGUUUCUAUCUUGCCUGAGACUUCCAUGUUUUGUAUUUUGAUGCAUUUAUCCAAAAGCGUAUAUCAAAUUUUAAUCAAAGUAUAAAGCUAUAUCACACAAAGCUCAACCUGUCUAUUAGAACAAAACAUUAUACUGUCCAAAGAAAUUCAGUAUGCUGAGAAGUAGAACAUUUUUACAGUGUUGUGUUUAUUCAGUUUCUCAUAAAGAUACUCUAUUAUAAAUAUAAUAUAGUUUAGGCAUCUAAAGCUACCAGAUAGAUUACUGGCGUUUAAUUCUUUGUGGUGUAUUUUUUGGACAGACUUUAUGGCUUGCUCUUUUUAUUUCACAUUUAGUUUAUGGUUAUUUUGAAGCAAGUGCUAUCAAAUAUCUCCCUCCUCAAGAAGAUGGAUAUUUUUGGGGUAAAAAUAUAAUCUUUUGGGUAAUAAGAAUUAAGAAUUGAGAAUUAAAACAUUUACAAAUUUUCAAAUCACAUUCUACUAUGCACCAAUAUUUAAACUUAACAACCAGACAUUAUAUUCUAUUAUUUAAUAUGUAUCAUUUUGAUAUUUUUUGAGGGGAUUUGCAGUUUGCUAAAAGAACUGAUUAUACAUACAAAGUAGUAUGAGUAAGACGUUGACAUUAAUUAUGUGAAUUUUUGUACUUAUUAGUGAUAGAUGUAUUGAAAUAAACAUGAUGCAUUGUACAUGAAUAGAGGGUGAUGGAAUCUGGCAUUUGAUAACUAAUAAAACAUAACAGGGUUGUGUGUCUACACCUAAACUUCACCUUUAAAGGUCGUCUGUAUUGACAAAAGUUUAUUUUUCACUAAUAACAUGUAGAAAAGGUCUUAAGAAAGUGAAUGGUGUGUUAUAAUGUGAAAUAGUUAUUUUUACCUGCUUAACCUUGGAUAAGGUAACAUAUUAUAUAUAAUAAGAUAAGAGUUAUCUCCCUUCAGAGAAUCAAUGAUUUUUAUUGGUUGUUCAUUUUUUAUGUUAUUUAUUAAGGUUACGUGGCCUGUGUACUCUAAAUUGUUCAUAUUUAAUGAAAUAAGAACCGUAAAACAAAUUGACCUUUCCAGUUUGAGUGUCUGUAGCUUAACGAUGUCCAGUUAUGUUGAAACAAGCAGCAAAUUGUAUUGUGUCUUCGCUGGCGCUGACAAAUGCAAGCACACUUAUGCAUGUAGUCUGUAGAUGAAUGGUGAGGCAAAUUUAAGCUAUCUUAACUUCUACUUGUAAACUACAAAUAAAUGGUAACUGGUAUAGAUGUAGGUAAUGUCAUUCUGUAUUACUUUUGGUUUUCAUGCCUGUUACUGGUAAAUUCCACACAGAAUUUUUUUUACGAAAGUGACGAUCAUAAAACCAAGAAAAGUAUAGCAUGAUAGUUGUCUUCAGGACAGGUGUCGCGAUAAUGCCAGUAUUUUAUAGAUAAUUUAAGCCAUGAAAUAAACAAAGAUUAAUUAUAUUAUUAGGCAGCAAAAACAAGCUGGGGAUAACGAAAUAGGAUAUACUCAGCUUAUUGUAAUACAUAAAAAUGCACAGAAAAACACAUUUAAUAAUCGUGCAACUGAGACAUAAUUAGACCCCUCUGUGGUCACCUACAUAUUAAUAUAGGACCCAUUUUUCUCAAAGAUACCAAUUAAAAAUACUACAUAUUGUAUUAUAUUUAGUUAUGGUAUAUGAUAAAGUGUGACACCAUAUUUUUUUAGAUACAGGUAUAGGAUAUGAGAACAUCAACACAUUCACAUUGCAUAUGACUAUAUCACUAGCUCUGUAAUUAUUUAACCAACAAAAAGUAAAAUUGUCUAUUUCAAAAAUCCAUCAGUUUCACAUAUGAGUGCAGGUUUUCAUUGUGGUGCAUAUAACUUAGAAAUAAUAGACUCUUAUCUGGGAAACCAGAACCUAGAUUGAUGGAUGAGCACUUACCUUCAAUAAAGUGGUAACAGAUUUUUAAAAUCGGCAAGUAGAGCACUUGAUGCUAUUAUUGGAAAAAAUGUAUCUUUAGUAGGAACUGUAGUGUUAUAUAUUCACCAAUCUAUAUAACACAGCUGUGGAGCCAGUUCUGUUUUACAGAUUUCUGAUUUUAUCAACACUGUUAAAAAAAAGCUUCAAGAUACUACCAAUUGGUUGGAAAGCUUACACUAAACAAGGACAUGUUUCAUUGUGAAUGUGUUUAGUUCUCUGGUCACUUCACUCAAUGAGCAUGGAAGGGUCUUAAGAUGUUUACCAAAAUUGUAAAUUUUAUGACUCAAGGAUUUCCCAUUUUCCCUGUGGGACAGGGAAAAUUUACUAUAAUCUAUGUAGGAAAAUUUCAUUUUUAUGCAUAAUUUUUUAAUUUCCAUUGGGUAUACUGAAAUCUAUAUGUUUUCCAAUUAUCUUUAAUGACAGAUACAAAUUGAGAAGAGUCCAUCCCCUGUGUUGCUUGGUUUUGAAAAACUUUCCACAUUGUUUUGAUUUAAGACACUUGCAUUAGAUUUAUGAUGCCUCUGGUCAAUGCAAUGCACCAUGACUGCAGCUGAAAUAAUAUUUAUUAUGAAACUGUCGUAUUUUAUAUUCCUGUAUAUUAUUGUUUACACCAUCCAGGCUGGCGAAUCUGCAAUACAAGCAGAAAUGACAUCACAAAUUUUGAAUGCUGGAGAUCUAAGAAAAUUCAAAAUAUCAUUGUGGCUGUCUUUUUUUAAAGUGUUAAAACUUGAAUAUCUAAUUCAUACAUGUUUGAAAUCAUGUCAUAAUUUUGCCUUUGAAAACCUGAAAUUACAAUGUAAACAAUGUCAUUC
Messenger RNA from Ylistrum balloti, 5447 nucleotides. RefSeq names its product F-box only protein 9-like. Gene Ontology annotation, biological process: SCF-dependent proteasomal ubiquitin-dependent protein catabolic process. The transcript is spliced from 13 exons. NCBI's taxonomy places the organism in Eukaryota, Metazoa, Mollusca, Bivalvia, Pectinida, Pectinidae. Bases 99 to 1247 code for a protein of 382 amino acids. Gene Ontology annotation, molecular function: protein binding. The record is from RefSeq and is a predicted model, not a curated record. Gene Ontology annotation, cellular component: SCF ubiquitin ligase complex.